UGAGUCACGUGGCGGGGGUGGAGCGGGAAGGCUCUGUGCCUGACUAGCGCCCCCAUCCACCAUGUUUUCUGACCGACUCUAGUUUGUUUCUUCCCUAAAACCAAAUGGAAAUGGCCGGAGAGCUCCGGGGAACCUAGGUGCCCGGCUUCUGCCGAGCCUGGGCUGACGCGCAAGCGUGGCGGGAAUAUCCUAGCGGGCCUUCACGGAGAGGCGAUGGCGUCUAGCAGUAACUGGCUGUCCGGAGUGAAUGUCGUGCUUGUGAUGGCAUACGGGAGCCUGGUAUUUGUACUGCUGUUUAUUUUUGUGAAGAGACAAAUCAUGCGCUUUGCAAUGAAAUCUAGAAGGGGACCUCACGUCCCUGUGGGACACAAUGCCCCCAAGGACUUGAAAGAGGAGAUCGACAUUCGACUGUCCAGGGUUCAGGAUAUCAAGUAUGAACCCCAGCUCCUUGCAGAUGAUGACACCAGACUACUACAGCUGGAAACCCAGGGGAAUCAAAGUUGCUACAACUAUCUAUACAGGAUGAAAGCUCUAGAUGCCAUCCGUGCCUCUGAGAUCCCAUUUCAUGCUGAAGGCCGGCACCCCUGUUCUUUAAUGGGUAAGAAUUUCCGCUCCUACUUGCUAGAUCUGCGAAACAUUAGCACUCCUUUUAAGGGUGUGCGCAAGGCCCUCAUUGAUACUCUCCUGGAUGGGUAUGAGACAGCCCGCUAUGGGACAGGGGUUUUUGGUCAGAACGAGUACUUGCGGUAUCAGGAAGCCUUGAGUGAGCUGGCCACUAUAGUCAAAGCACGAAUUGGGAGCUCUCAGAGGCAACACCAGUCAGCAGCCAAAGACCUAACCCAGUCGCCUGAGAUGUCACCAACAACCAUCCAGGUCACAUACCUCCCCUCCAAUCAGAAGAGCAAACGUCCUAAGCACUUCCUCGAACUGAAGAGCUUUAAGGACAACUAUAACACACUGGAGAGUACUCUGUAAUGGAGCUACACAGAAGCCAGCUGUGUGGCAUUUGGGAUCUCUGGCUCAGAGGCCCAGACUUUAUUGGCCAGAGCUUCUGUGAGUCCAGAGUUCUCACAGAGCUGGGUCGGAGAGGUCAUUUCCAGCCCUUUCUUAUGUUGGCUAAGAUCCUCUAUCUCCAAGGAGCACUUUUUCUGGAUUUAAAUUCAAAUGUCAUUCUUAAUGUUUGUCAGAGCUUCCUUGAAAAUCUUCCUUUGUUUUUGGCUGUAAUUCACCUACCCUGUUCAAUGCUGUUUUGUCCCAAAGGUGUAAAUUGAGGUGAGAUGUCUUCUAAAUCUACCCCAUUGCACUCAAAAUAUUUGGGUUUAGAGAUCUCAGAUUUGAUUAGUGGAAAAGUCAGGUAAGGACCUCAUAAGGAAAAAGGAAUGAAUAAGCCGGUAGAAUGUCCCCUGGAAUUUUGGUGCUCAUUUAAACCAGUAUUGAUAUGAGAACAUGACUUUCCUGAAGUGGGAGGAUGUGUCCCCACCUUCACCCAGUACCAUUAUGACAAGUCAGAAUGAGUGUUCGGGUACUUGGCAUAACCUCUGCUGAGAUAGUGAGACACAGCAAGAAGUAGUUUCCUCUGAUGUCAGUGUUUUAGUCUCAAUUUACAAUUUAUUUAAUAAAGUUAAUUAAGAAAAUGAA
Molecule: messenger RNA, 1638 nt
Organism: Psammomys obesus (fat sand rat)
Lineage: Eukaryota; Metazoa; Chordata; Mammalia; Rodentia; Muridae
Gene: Ltap1
Product: chromosome unknown C1orf43 homolog
Exons: 7
Coding region: 214-975 (253 amino acids)
Biological process (GO): phagocytosis
Source: RefSeq, a predicted model, not a curated record